Encephalitozoon intestinalis ATCC 50506 is the source of this 1668-nucleotide messenger RNA. RefSeq names its product translation initiation factor eIF-2B subunit epsilon. The record is from RefSeq and is a predicted model, not a curated record. The transcript has a single exon. Gene Ontology annotation, cellular component: eukaryotic translation initiation factor 2B complex. Gene Ontology annotation, molecular function: translation initiation factor binding; translation initiation factor activity; guanyl-nucleotide exchange factor activity. Lineage: Eukaryota; Fungi; Microsporidia; Unikaryonidae. Bases 1 to 1668 code for a protein of 555 amino acids.
AUGGAAAUCAGGGACAUUAAAAACUUUAUAAGGGAAAACAGAGAGAUAAUCCUUUUGAUUUGUGACUUCUAUGAGACAAAGCAGAUCCCUGCGGAGAUGACCAGCCUCCGGAAAAAUUUGUCUCUGUUUCCUGUGGCAAAUAUACCCAUGAUAGAGUAUAUUCUAUCGAGCCUUUGUGAUCAGAAAUUCUUCAAUGUGGUUCUUGCAGGGAGUGAUUGCGAAGAGGUGAUAAAACAUGUCAAGAAAACAGAACUUGGGGGGAGGAUGAAUAUCAUAUCGCUUGGAUGCGAUGGGAAAUCGUUGGGAGAUCUGAUGAGACACAUCGAUGACAACGGACUUGAGUUCGACGAUCUUCUGGUCAUAUAUGCAAAUCACUAUACGAACUAUCCUCUUAGAAGUAUUAUCAAUAGGCAUAGAGAAGACAAAAGCUUUGUGAUGACUCUGUUUUUGCACCCUAACGAAAGCAACAGUAGGGUGUCGCACUUAUAUGGGUUCCGGGACAAUGAGGUUAUCUUCUACAACAAAUGUAUCAAUGAGAAGUGUAACAGUGAGAAGGUUAGAGAGGCAGUAGAAAGCGAUGGGACGAUCGAAUUCACUGCAAAUCUAUCCUCCCCGACAAUAGCAGUUGUGUCAUCGGCAAUUUUUCCACUCUUCACAGAGAACUUCGACUUCAAAACUCUUGGGGAUCUGGUUGGAGGGAUUCUUGGGUUCAACGCAUAUAACUUCAAGAUAAUGUGCUGCAGACAGGGAGAUAUGAUGGAUGUAAAUGGAAACAUAGAGCAACUCAGCAUUGAAAGAAGAAAUAGAUUUUACAGCAGGGAGAUUGUCACAUUGUACGACUACUUUAAGUUCAACGAAGAUGUCAGGGAGGGAAAAGCUGUGGACCUACUGAGAUUUAAAUGCCAUAACUCUGGGGAUUUUCGGAGCUUUGUACAGGUGGAAAGCAACUUUUUCUUCGACAUCCCGGAUGUGGAGUUCCAUGAACCGAUAUCAAAUACUGUUAUCGGAUGCGACUUGAAGUUUAAGAUGAAUCAUUUCAUCAAGAACUCGGUGGUUGGGCAUGGAUGCUUUAUCGGGGGAAACAUAGACAGAUGCAUUAUAUGGGAUGAUAUUUCGGUAAAGGAGGACUUUAUGGACCACAUAGUCUUUUCUGAGGGAAGAGUUAUUCACUACAACUACUUGGAGGAUGAGGCUGAGGAGGCUGUUUUCGAGGAGAAGGAGCCCCGAAGAGGAACAUCUUUUUUUGACGAUGUUGUGCUGUAUCUGCUUUCUGUGGUUGAGCGGGAGGAUCUGGACAGAGUGGACAUGGACGAUGUUGUCAAGCAAAUAACUCUCCUGAGAAUAGUGAGGAACGCUUCCUCUCUCGAUCUGAUAGAAGCAUUUUCGAUGUUCUUAGUGGAAAUGAUAGACUUUAACGACAUAGAUGGAUCAACGAUCAAGGCCUCCAUGUUCUUCUCUAUUCUCGACGGACACAUGAGAGAAAUAGAGAAGCAGGAGAUGCUUAUGGAUCUCAUCAUACAGGGGCUCGGGGAGUGCCCACCUGACAUCAAGAUGAACGUGGUCUUCAAGUACGGCUAUUUAUUGGUUGAGGACGGAAUCAUCUCGCGCUCUGUUUUCAAAAGAUACAACUCGAUACUAAAGACAUGGGUUCUACCUUCUGGAAGCUGA